Molecule: messenger RNA, 2010 nt
Organism: Musa acuminata subsp. malaccensis (wild Malaysian banana)
Lineage: Eukaryota; Viridiplantae; Streptophyta; Magnoliopsida; Zingiberales; Musaceae
Product: protein kinase PINOID
Biological process (GO): protein phosphorylation
Cellular component (GO): cytoplasm; nucleus; plasma membrane
Molecular function (GO): protein serine/threonine kinase activity; ATP binding
Source: RefSeq, a predicted model, not a curated record
CCCCCGCCCCAAACAAGCGAAGUCGGAACCGCUGCGGGAGAAACCGAGCGCUCGAGGGAGAGGGAAGGGCAUCGGAAGUGCUGUAAUGGCGGAGUGGCGUCGCUGGUCGUGAUUCUUGGCUUUGUUAAAGCCACUUUUUUUUUUACGAGGGGUCGUUGCGCCUUUUCGCUUUUGUUGAGAGUUGGAGGUGGGACGGCGAGCGACGAAUCGACGCUUUGGAUCGUUCGGUGCGAUGUCUGCCGCGUUCGGUGUCGGGGUUCAGAGAAUGUAGAGCUAGGAAGAACGUGGAGUGAGUGAGACGGAACGACUCCGAGCUCCUUUGAUUCCCUCGUUGGUUUCUUGUUCCGUGCCCGUUUCGAUUCGCGAGUGCCCACUAGAGCGAGAGAGAGAAAGAAUAGCAUCGCUGCGCCUCUUUACUGCUCUUGGGAUUUCGCUGUCUGCUCGGCGAAUCGCUUCAUCUGUUGACGGGAAUCGUUUGGCUUGUCGCCAAUUGUGCCCCGCCUUGUCUGAUUCGUAAGAAAGAUCCAAAGCGAGCCUCCUCUUUUCCAGGUUUUCCCUGUGCUCCUCUGUUCCAGUGUGGAAAAAGGUCGGAGCUUUUUUGCUUCUCCCUUGCUGUUGCUUGCUAUUUAAAGGGGUUGCGACUCGAAGCGUUGGAGUUAGUGGGGGCGUUUUGGAGCGGAGAUGUUGGAGUUGCAGGUGGAGUCCGACGGCGAGGGCGGCCCGGAAGCGCUGAACUCGAGCCAGAGCUCGAUGAGCAGCAGCGGCGGCAGCUGCGAGGACCGCCGCAGUAGCUUCUCGCGCGUCUCCUUCGAUAAUGCUGCCGUGCUCGACCUCCCUUCCGGCCACUUGCCGUCCAAGCCCCACCGCUCGUCCGACCCCGCCUGGGCGGCCAUCCGGUCGCGCGGUCUCCCGGCCAACCUCGGCCCCCGCGACUUCAAGCUCGUCCGCCGCAUCGGGAGCGGCGACAUUGGAACCGUCUACCUCUGCGGCCUGCGCGACGAGGCCUCGCCGUGCGUCUACGCGAUGAAGGUGGUGGACAAGCUCGCGCUGGCAAAGAAGAAGAAGCUGGAGAGGGCGGUGACGGAGAAGAGGAUCCUGCGGAUCCUCGACCACCCCUUCCUCCCCACCCUCUACGCCGACUUCGACGCGUCGCCGCAUUAUUCCUGCGUGGUGAUGGAGUACUGCAGCGGCGGCGACCUCCAUGCCCUCCGCCACCGCCAGCCCCGCCUCCGCUUCUCCGUCUCGGCCACCAGGUUCUACGCGGCGGAGGUGCUGAUCGCGCUGGAGUAUCUCCACAUGCUCGGCAUCGUCUAUCGUGACCUCAAGCCUGAGAACAUCCUCAUCCGCUCCGACGGCCACAUCAUGCUUUCUGACUUCGACCUCUCGCUGGAGUCUACCGCCUCCCCCACCCUCGAGCCCCUCAUCGCGGCAGCCGCCAACAGCGGGGGCGACGACCUCCUCCCCACCGAACCCUCCUGCCUCCCCUUCCGCGCGCAGCGGGCGUCCCGCCACGCGGCGAAGGCGAACCGGCGGUUCGUGGCGGAGCCGGUCAGCGCCCGGUCGUUCUCCUUCGUCGGGACUCACGAGUACGUCGCCCCGGAGGUCGCCUCCGGCCGCCCCCACGGCAGUGCCGUCGACUGGUGGGCCUACGGGAUCCUCCUUUACGAGCUGCUCUUCGGCCGCACCCCCUUCGCGGGACCCACCAACGAGGCCACCCUCCGCAACAUCGUGAAGCAGCCGCUGGCCUUCCCCCCGCCCUCCUCCGACCCCUCCUCCUCGGCCGCCAGGGACCUCAUCGCCGGACUGCUCGCCAAGGACCCGGCCGUCCGCCUCGGCUCGCGGCGCGGCGCCGCCGACGUCAAGGCGCACCCCUUCUUCAAGGGCCUCAACCUGGCCCUCAUGCGCACCUGCCGCCCCCCGUUCGUGCCCGGCCCGUCCCCGUCCAUCUCGUGCAAGGACCGACGCGAACCGGAUCGGCUCGAUUAUUUCUAAACCAAAUCGAGCCGAACC